Molecule: messenger RNA, 2469 nt
Organism: Eucalyptus grandis
Lineage: Eukaryota; Viridiplantae; Streptophyta; Magnoliopsida; Myrtales; Myrtaceae
Product: LEAF RUST 10 DISEASE-RESISTANCE LOCUS RECEPTOR-LIKE PROTEIN KINASE-like 1.2
Exons: 4
Coding region: 227-2248 (673 amino acids)
Biological process (GO): protein phosphorylation
Molecular function (GO): protein kinase activity; ATP binding; polysaccharide binding
Source: RefSeq, a predicted model, not a curated record
UGGGGUUGUCCCUACCGCUACCGGGCUGGUCUCUUUCUUCGAGUCUUCCCUGUUUAAUUUUCAAGUCAACUAACGUGUUGAAGCCGCAGGAGGUACGAUCUGGACGAAGCAAGAUAUGCAAGAUAUAGCCUCCUCUUGCCGAUGCUGAUGUUCUUCAUUAGCAAAGCACUUUGAUCUACAGCAGUUUCUCUUCUUUACGCUGCAACUGUAUUUGUCAACUCAGAAGAUGGGUCUACACUUUUGUGAUGAUAUUACCAGACUUCUGCUGCACGUCAGGUUUCAUAUCCUCUUCCUGGCCAUCUUAGUAGAAGCAGUUCAGUCGGUGAAAUAUGAGGACUGUGAGGCCACUAGGUGUAGCAAGAGGGGUCCGAACGUAAGCUAUCCCUUUUAUGUUCGUGGAAAUGGGAAGGAACUUUGUGGCUACCCUGGCUUUGAGGUUAGCUGCGAAGGAGGAGAAACUAUGUAUGACAACUUCUCCAUCCGAAGCAUCUCUUAUGAGAAGCGGUCCUUCAAUUUAGUGAUUCGAUAUAUGAACGACGCUGGUUGCUUGGCUCCUCGUCCCCUCACUUAUUAUCGUGAGAAGCUCUUCCAGAACUCCAGUUUCCACUAUUACCUAUGGUUCUUCUAUGGCUGCACUAGUACAUUUUCCACACGCUUCGGUCAAUCUCGGCUAAAUUGCACUUCUGGUGGUUCAAAUCACACGUUUGUUGUGAUAACGCGUAAGGAAGGAUGGCCAAUGCAGAAGAAUGGAUCCUGUCAAUUGAGCAGUACAAUACCGGUUGAGAUGAAGGAGGGAAUCCCGAACCCAACCUUGGAAAGUAUUAACUACACGAUGCUGCUGAGAAAUGGGUUCACAAUGAAUUGGACGUUGUUGACCAAGGAGAGUUGUGCCAAGUGCAGACACAGUGGAGGCCGAUGUGGCCGAUUAAAUGACAGAGAAUUUGUUUGCUAUUGCUCUGAUGGAUCCUCUCACGAAAAAUGUGGAAACAGAGGCUUGUGGCAGAAGAUAAAACUAGGUGCCGGAAUUGGAGGCUCGAUCAUUGUUCUUUGCCUCUUCAUCUAUAUGAUCUACUUGAGAAGGAAGUAUGCUUCUCUUAAGUUCCAACUGAAGAACAUCACUCCUUGUCCUUCCCCUGGUCCAGACAUGGAGGAAAGCAGUGUAUAUUUUGAGGUCGCCAUUUUCACCAGUAGAGAACUCGAAGAAGCCACAAAUCAUUUUGCUUCUUCCCAUGAACUUGCAGAUGGAGGUUUCGGAACUGUUUACUACGGAAAACUUCGGGACGGGAGGGAAGUAGCAGUGAAGCGUCUAUACGAGCACAGCCACCGUAGGGUAAAGCAAUUUAUGAAUGAAGUAGAAAUCCUAACCCGUUUACGGCACAAUAACCUUGUUUCUCUGUACGGUUGUACUUCUCGCCACAGCCGUGAACUUCUACUCGUCUAUGAGUACAUCUCGAAUGGCACCGUCGCUGAUCAUAUCCAUGGCCAGCAAGGAAACUCACCUGCUACAUUACCUUGGCAAAUCCGUAUGAACAUCGCCAUAGAGACUGCGACUGCACUAAAUUACCUCCAUGCUUCCGACAUUAUCCACCGUGAUGUGAAAACUGACAACAUCCUUCUUGACAAGAAUUUUGGCGUUAAAGUUGCAGAUUUCGGGCUAUCAAGGCUGUUCCCAAAUGGCGUUUCUCACAUCACGACAGCUCCUCAAGGGACUCCAGGUUAUGUGGACCCUGAGUACUAUCAGUGUUACCAGCUCACUGAGAAGAGCGAUGUUUAUAGCUUUGGUGUUGUUCUAGUUGAGCUUAUAUCGUCCAUGCCAGCUGUGGACAUAAGUAGAGAGAGGCAUGAAAUUAAUUUGGCCAUUUUUGCCAUAAACAAGAUACAGACAUGUGCAUUUGGCGAGCUGAUUGACCGGACCCUAGGAUUUGAGUCAGAUAGUGAAGUUCAUAGGAUGACAACUUCAGUAGCAGAGCUGGCUUUUCGGUGCUUGCAGCAGGAGAAGGAAAUGAGGCCUUUAAUGGACGAGGUUUUGGAAGAACUGAAGGCAAUCAUGCGUGAUGAGAAUGUUAUGACCAAAGCACUCAAUGCAGAUGAGGGUGAAGAUGCCCUUGCUUCAUUUCCUAUGGAUAAUGACAAUGUCCAGCUGUUGAAGAACAUGCAGUUGACUCAUUCUCCUGUUUCAGUAACUCAAAAAUGGGCUAGCAGUUGUAGCACUUGUAGCAGUUGUUCUGCUGCCGUUGCUGAUGUUUAAAUUUUCCUUAUAGCUGUUUGUAAGAUAUUAUGCACAUAUGAGGACGCAAGUUGAAUUUCCACUUUUAUUGCUUGGUCUGAAUUAGAAGGAAUGUCCAUUGUAAUAAAGUGCUUUCCUCACUCUAGCUUGCACAUAAUAUUGGACCAUCUUGGAUCGUACUGAAGGUUUACUGUUGGAAACAGUAUUUGAGCAGAUUCAACACAUGGAUGCAAAUUAGUUUA